This is a messenger RNA of Oncorhynchus gorbuscha (pink salmon), 2567 nucleotides long. Its product is annotated as sperm-associated antigen 1A-like. Gene Ontology annotation, cellular component: cytosol. Gene Ontology annotation, biological process: axonemal dynein complex assembly. Gene Ontology annotation, molecular function: protein binding. NCBI's taxonomy places the organism in Eukaryota, Metazoa, Chordata, Actinopteri, Salmoniformes, Salmonidae. The transcript has 7 exons. The record is from RefSeq and is a predicted model, not a curated record. The annotation marks the transcript as partial.
AGAGAGUGGAGAGGACCUGUGUAUUCUCUACUCUAACAGAGCUGCUUGCUACCUGAAGGAUGGGAGCAACACAGAGUGUAUCAAGGACUGCACCAGGGCAUUGGAUCUUCAGCCCUUCUCCCUGAAGCCCCUCCUCCGCAGGGCCACAGCCUAUGAGUCAAUGGAACGUUACCGACAGGCCUACGUGGAUUUUAAGACUGUUCUGCAGAUAGACAUCGGGGUGCAGGCGGCACAUGACAGUGUCCACAGGAUCACCAAGCAGCUUAUUGAGCAGGACGGCCCUGACUGGAGACAGAAGCUUCCGGAGAUCCCUCUAGUCCCACUGUCAGCUCAGCAGCACCACAGGCAGAAAGACCCCAGCGCUGAGCUGGUCCAGGCUAGAGAAGCCAAAAAAGCAGAGGCUCGCUUUGCCUCUCUCAAAACAGAAGGAAAUGAGCAUGUGAGGAAAAGCCAGUUCCAUGACGGUCUAGAAAAGUACAGUGAAUGCCUUAAGAUCAAACCUGACGAGUGUUCCUGCUUUACCAACAGAGCCAUCUGUUAUCUGAGACUGGGUUGUUUUGAAGAGGCCAGACAGGACUGUGACUCCGCCCUCAAGCUGGAACCAACCAAUAAGAAGGCCUUCUAUAGACGGGCGCUGGCGUUUAAAGGCUUACAGGACUACCUGUCUUCCAGCAGUGACCUCCAGGAAGUGUUACAGCUGGACCCCAACGUCCACGAGGCUGAACAGGAGCUGGAGACUGUGACAGGGCUGCUCAGACAGAGCCUCAUGGACGGUGCCCAACUCACACCCAGGGUUUGAUGGCAGAGAUGAGACUGCCACAGGAGACUGUAUAGGAGGCUGAUGAAGAGAGAGACUGAUGGAGACCUGGGAAGGCUGUUCAGGCCUCAUCAUCCCUCACAGAGUUGACAUGAACUAAGGUGAACUAUGCUGGAUGUUGGGCUCUGACUCCAUCUGCCUUCAAAGAGCAUCAUUAAAGCAUUGCGUCGACGACGGCAGAGCGUUGUUCAAUAAAGCUGCAUCCUUCACUUCCAUUCCGGAGACUCUAAAGAUACUUUAGAUGCAAUGCAGCUUCUUACAUUUACAUUUGUCAUUUAGCAGAUGCUCUUAUCCAGAGAGACUUGCAGUUAGUGCAUUCUUUACCUCAGCAUGCUCAGACCCCCUACAGCAACACACUGUAGAGAAACGGUGCGUCACAAAUGAUGCCCUACUCUCUAUAAAGUGCACUAUGUUUGACCAGGGCUCAUAGGUCUAUAAUCAAAUGUAGUGCACUAUAUAGGGGAUAGGGGUGCCAUAUGGGACUCAGACCCAAAAUCUUAAAAGCUAGGAGUGACUAGUUUUGCAGAAGUAUUUGAUUUCUUCCCACUAACAGCAGAUUAUGCAGACCGGCGGUAUUACAGAUUGGAGAAGCGAUCGACAGAAGCUCUAGAAGCACACUGGAACACAAUGUGGGAGAGAUGUGGUGUGCCUUAUUGAGAUUCAAGUUGAACCAUAUAUUUGGGAAGUGUAAUCUGAACUUCAGAGAAAUAACAUCCUUGUAUAUAUGUAAUAAACUGCUGCUUUGAUACACUGCAGAGUAUUUUACAUGAGGAAACCAAAAAAUAUGUUGCCACUGUACUGACAGUCAUGCAUGUACCUUUUCAACCUUUAAAGGGCACUGUUGGCUAAUUAAUGCAUAAUGAAAGAUGGACAACUGUGUAUAUCAUGUACUGUAUGCUUUUAAUCUCAGGUUCAGUCUUGAACAUGACCAUGAUUGUAUGGUCAAUGUUAGCUCUGGUCCAUGGCGUUAGAGGAAUUGUAACGGCCUGGACCAGAGCUAGGUAAAUGUGUAUAGUAGUCAAACACUGAUCUGCUAGUUUUCAGAUGUUGCUCUACUGCUUUAUAAAAUCCCCAAACCCCCUUCAGUUAGUUAUAUGUUGAGUUAGAGAUCAACCCCCUUCAGAUAGUAAUCUGUUGAGUUAGAGAUCAACCCCCUUCAGAUAGUAAUCUGUUGAGUUAGAGAUCAACCCCUUCAGAUAGUACUCUGUUGAGUUAGAGAUCAACCCCUUCAGAUAGUUAUCUGUUGAGUUAGAGAUCAACCCCCUUCAGAUAGUAAUCUGUUGAGUUAGAGAUCAACCCCCUUCAGAUAGUAAUCUGUUGAGUUAGAGAUCAACCCCCUUCAGAUAGUAAUCUGUUGAGUUAGAGAUCAACCCCCUUCAGAUAGUAAUCUGUUGAGUUAGAGAUCAACCCCCUUCAGAUAGUAAUCUGUUGAGUUAGAGAUCAACCCCUUCAGAUAGUAAUCUGUUGAGUUAGAGGUAUUUCAGUUAGUGUCUGAAACUGAUUAAUAACAAGCUGCGUGUGUUGAAUAUAUUGUGAAUGUUCUGCUUUCACCACAGAUUGGUCUAUUUAGAACAUAGACCCCUUUGAGGUGGUUGUUCAUGAUUAAACACUUCUGCUUUGUACUGUAUACCAUGUGUUCAUUCUGAAAGAUGUCUAGAGUUGACUUCAUGCAGUCAGUUACUGACUUUAAAAAAAAUUUAAAAGUACUUUUUUUAAAGUUACAGUCCUACUGUAGGACUGAUGAUAUGAA